AAAGUGUUGUGAUUGUGUGAAAAUGUGAAGGCUUCCGAUUUCCCCCGGAAGUGCAAGUCGGAAUCCACUUUGAAGGGCGAGCGUCAUCGCUCACGAUAGAGCCACACUUAACAAUUCCGAACUAUUCAGUGGAAAAUAACACUGCAGCGAUCAAGUUCAUGCAAAGUGAGGCUUUUAUUUAUUUUUGAUUAUUUUUUUACUUGCAAAAUGUCUUAACCUGAAAAUGAUCAUUACAAACACGAAGUCGUCAGCACGUCAUCUCGGUUGAUGAUUGUCGCAAUCUUCGCCGUUAGCUAUUCUUGUCCAGAAAUAACCUUAGGAAUUCGAUAAAAGUAGUUUUAUUUAUUCCACCUCGAUUGUGAAAGUUGAAAAUGGCACGCGUUGUCUGCAUUAUGAAUAUUAUUGGAUAAAUGAACGCCGCCCUGAGUCAAGUCACAAUGUAACUUCCGUCAUUCAAUAGCUUGUAUUCCGACACGUGACUUCUUCCCAGAAGUGUAAAGCAGUGGUGGUCAAUCAAGCCAAGAUGGCUGUUGUACAGCAAACUAUCUGAGUACGCAAGGGGCCUAGAUCUUCCUGCAAAAAGCAGAUACGAGCAAAAACUUAAACUAUGCAAUAGAAUUGAUCCCUAUACGUCAUCAAAAAAAGGAUUUGUCGAUUGAUAUCAAGGAUUAUGUGCUCCAAACAUCAUUCUACAGGACAAAACAGAUGAAACUUGGAAAAGCAUGGAGGUCUACAACUUCUUUGUGUGUCGCUGGGUCAAGGACAUUGGUAUCAAGACUCUCUCGAAUAAAUAUGCAUCGUUUUUGCUCGGACGUCUGCUAAGAUAAUUUUCUCCCCGAGCACCAGGAGUGGAGCUUCAAGAUGGAGCAGAAGGACCCACAAACCCCCCACAACAAAGAGGAAGAGGAGGAAUACAGCAUCAGUCAGGAGGGAGAGCAUCUUGAAUGGUUGGAGGAGUUCCCAGUGAUUGGUGUGAUUGUAAAGAGUGAAGAUGAUGAGGUCAAAGGGGAAAGUGAGGAGAAGAGAGUGGUGGAAUCUACAAGCAGCAGCUCAACUCAACACAUGACAACAGAAGCUGAUGGAGACCACUGUGGAGGAUCACAAGCAGACAAGCUCUUAGCGCCACUAUCAGAUAGUGACGACACAAGGUCACACUCUCCUGACACUGAUGAUGAAGACUCUAAAGCUGACAACACACACUUGACAUGUUCUCACUGUGACAAAACGUUUAGGUAUCCUAGUCAUCUGAAAAUACACACGAGAAUACACACUGGAGAAAAACCUUUUUGCUGUUCAAUCUGCGGUUUAUGUUUUACACAGAGUGGAAGUUUGAAAGUGCACACGAGAAUACACACUGGAGAAAAAACAUUUGUGUGCUCAAUUUGUAGUAAAAGAUUCACCCAUGAGGCAAAUUUAAAAGUACACACAAGAAUACACACUGGAGAAAAACCUUUCAUGUGUUCAGUCUGUCGGAAAGGUUUUGUACGAAAUACCGAUUUUAAAGUACACAUGAGAAUACACACUGGAGAAAAACCUUUUUCCUGUCCAGUCUGUAGUAAAAGGUUCGUGCGAAGCCAACAUUUGAAAAGACACAUGAGAACGCACGCUGGAGUGAAAACAUACUCCUGUUCAGACUGCAAUAGGAGAUUUUGUGACCGGCUAGCACUUAAAGAACAUAUGAAGACACACACUGGUGAGAAAGGGUUGCGUUGCAGUGUGUGUGGUGAAAGAUUCUCUUAUAAGUACCAGUGUAAGAAACACAAUUGUGCUGGUGAGAACAGCAGCAGCAAAUGAAGCUGCAGGUUUUGAAAUCAACCAUCAAGACUUUGAUAACUUUGACUUUCUAACAACAUCAGCACAUAUAACAUGUAUGACAUUGUUGUUAUGUGUGUAACACAUACUCUUUAAUAUGCUUCUACAAUGUAUAAAUACAAUGUUGUUUUUUUUAGAAUAGUAGGUUUAUUUUAUUCAAGUAUGUGUGUUAAUAUACAACAUUGUGUACAUAUACUUAAAACAACUUCCUAUGUGAAAGCUGAAGCUUCAGUCUACUUUGCCUACCUUUUUUUCCCAUUCAUUUUCCCCCCAAAAAACAUUGCGAAUUAGUAUUUGAGUAUGUAUUUUAUUAUUAUUAAUGUUGCAAAUAAUUGUGAUGUGUUCUUUAUAUGAUUUAUAUGUAGUUUCCAACUUAAUAUAUCUUGUAUGACUCCUAAAAUGUGUUUACCUGUAUGAUUCAAAUUAAGGAAUUGUUACGUAAUUGAUGAAUGAAAGGUAAUUAGUUUGGGUACAGGAACAAUAAUUAAUGUGUCACAGGAAAUGAUUCCGUUUUGGAUGUUAAUUGGUCUGUAAUUGAUUAGCUGAAGAAAGUAAUUUGGGAGUAGUAAGUGAAAGUCCAGUAGGCAGUGAUCAAUACACGUUAUUAUGUUCGGCGGGGGAAAGAGUGCAUUUGAGGUCAAAUCAAAAAGUACCAAAGUGGCUUUUUGGUAAAGCAGACUUGUAAAAUGUUUAAUUGCAGCAGAAACUGUGACUAAUAUUAAUAAAGAGGGGGUAUAAAUUAUGUUAAUAAGCAAAUGACAGCAGUGAUUUAUGAGGCUGCAGAUGGGUCAAUACCAAUCAAAGUCUAUAAAAAGUUGGUACCAUGGUGGACAGAGGGGUGUCGUCAGGCAGCAAAGAACAAAAACAAAAAGAGAUAGAAGGGAUUGAGAUUAACCACUUAACAAAUGAGGAGGUGUGUACAGGAAAUUAAUUCUGUGUCUGAUGACACUGCCAAGUGGAACGUGUAAAUAUUAAAAAGAAGAGGACCUAGAAUAGAUCCUUGAGGCACACCACAUGUGAUCGUAUGGGUCUUUGAGGAGCUUGUAUCCACACUUGGCAAGAUUGUUCUGUCUGAGAGAUCGGAAGUGAACCACUUGUGAACAGUACUAGAGAGACCCAGGACAGCUGCAAAGGAGACAUAAUGAAGAAAAAGGGUCUCGGAGAUGCAGGCAAAUGGGAAAAUAAAGAGGAGGAAUUUGGAUAUAUUUAUAUUUAUAUUAAGGUUGAUGAUAUGAGUCCCUUUUAAUAGCGUUAUUUUUUUGACGCACACGAGUAAUUUUUGACCCUCGGUCCAUUCCGUAGCAAGGGAAAACGUUCAGUUACUGUUGAGCCACAAGCGGGAAAAUAGCGAGCAGAUAUGGACAAAGGAAAGGGUACAUUAUGGAAAUACCAGAUCCAAAGCCAUGACAAGUUGAUCUCGUGACAAGACAAGACUAUUGAAUGCCUGCUGGAGCGCUUGCAUUCAGAGAGGUGGCGCUUCACUUCCGGUUUAGA
Molecule: messenger RNA, 3306 nt
Organism: Nerophis lumbriciformis (worm pipefish)
Lineage: Eukaryota; Metazoa; Chordata; Actinopteri; Syngnathiformes; Syngnathidae
Biological process (GO): regulation of gene expression
Cellular component (GO): nucleus
Source: RefSeq, a predicted model, not a curated record